Molecule: messenger RNA, 1581 nt
Organism: Puccinia triticina
Lineage: Eukaryota; Fungi; Basidiomycota; Pucciniomycetes; Pucciniales; Pucciniaceae
Exons: 5
Coding region: 1-1581 (526 amino acids)
Biological process (GO): signal transduction
Molecular function (GO): 3',5'-cyclic-nucleotide phosphodiesterase activity
Source: RefSeq, a predicted model, not a curated record
AUGGGAGAAUGUCAACCAGCCAAGCAGUUGGGUCAAAUCAGAGAAGCCGUAGAAGAUAUUCAACGUAAAUCAAGUUUUGGAGCUAGUAGAAACCUUCAAGUUCCAGAUAAGCAAUUGGAAUCUGUCUCCAGCUGGACCCGCUCGACGGCCACAGCCGAAGACGAAACAGGCGACGUCGAAGAGGCCGAAGACGGAAGUCAAGACCCAACCUCCUCUCCAUGGAACUUCCCCAACCUCAUCCUCAACGAAGCUGCCUCCAGUUCACUUCAGCCUCGUCCAUCAGCUCCUCGCUCUCGCCCAGCCCCACACAUCAACCUGCCCGAAACGCUUCCCUCGACAUCCCGCUCCCAGCUCCUUCGAAUCCUCGACACUUGGUCCUUUGACGCCAACUCGCUGUCUCCCGCCGAGAUCCGCGGCUCGCUGCAUGUGUUGCUGGCCGUCUAUCUGGAGUAUACCCCCGGCUUCACUCAGAAGCUCGCAGGCCUCGGCGUAGUCGGCCCCGAACAAUGUCUCCAAAGUCUGGUGGACACGCUUGAAGUGGCCUACGAUCAACGGAACGCCUACCACAACUUUCGCCAUGCUGUUGAUGUCGUGCAAGCCCUCUACACGAUGCUCUCACAUGAAGGCCUCGUCCCUCCUCUGGCUUGGGUUCUACAGAAGGAGUCUGCUUCCAACUCCGCCGACUCUUGGAAACGUCAACCUGUGGGACGUAUCGGCUCGUUGCUAGAUGAAAUGAGCGUAUGGGCCCUCCUUUUAGCUGCUGCUGGUCAUGAUGUUGGACAUCCGGGCCUGACUAAUGCGUUCAUGGUCAACGCUCGAACCCCUAUUGCUUCUGUAUUUCCAGACGGUGCCUUGCUGGAAAACUUCCAUCUUGUCACAUUCACGAGGAUGUUAAGAGAGCAUGGGUUCGAGAAAAUGGUUGAUGGGGACCCCGCAUUCAGGCAAGUUCUUGUCGAGGCUGUGCUAGCCACUGAUAUGGCGCGACAUUUUCCAAUUGUGGAAGAACUGAACCGCCUAGCCUCUAAGUGGGCUACAGCUCCGGAAGAUGACCCCCACAAUCCCGAUGAGCACCUAGCCGCAAAACUCUUGAUCACGGCUGGUCUCAUGAAGUGUGCAGACAUCUCAAACCCGAGCCGCCCGCAUCACAUCUCUCUGACGUGGUCUUCAUGCCUCCUGAACGAGUGGGCCCGUCAAGCAGCACUAGAAGCUGAUCUCCGCCUACCCAUUAGCGUUGUGACCCUCGAUCCUGCCGACAAGCGUGCUCAAGCUAAGAGUCAAAUCGGCUUCACCACCCUGUUUGUUCUGCCCCUCUUCACAGUCAUGGAGCAGCUCAGUCCGAAAGCAUUCCAACCAUUCGCGGACAACUGCCGGCUCGGCCUGAAAACAUGGCAACAAGUGCUCGAACAGAUCGACAGUCGCAUUCCUCUACCCCAGCCUGCCGUUCCCACCCACCCUAAACCACGCCCUCUGCACCCUUCAACUACUUCCUCAACCGACGCCAUCCUCGCUCAACAUCCUACGGAUAUCCCCCAGGAUACCAGUUCGCUACUGCCUCCGGAUGAGACUAUCUUCUCACCGUGA